GUUGGAUUAGUGGCUAUAAAUAAAAACGGUUGUUGAUUACACUCCUGACCAUUCAUCUUGUACUUUAUUUGUGUCCAAUCCUUCAGCUUUUUAUGGAUUGUCUAGAAAUAGGGAGCCCGAAUUCGAGCAUUCUAAGUAAUUUUUCCUAAUAUUCAUUACUAUUGGAAGGGAGAGAUUAAAGAUCUCAGAGCUCUUUUGUGAAGAUUUGGAAUGGGAGAAAGAGAAGACAAAGUAGAGAAGCAUGACGGUGCAGCAAAAGUUGAAGAUGAGGAGAAGAAGAACAAGGAGAAGAAGAAAGAUAAGCAAGAAGAUGAAGGUGAGAAAGGAGAAAAAAGUGGUGAUAAAGAAAAGAAGAAGAAAGACAAGGGGGAUAAGGAUAAGAAGGAUGGAAAAGAGAAGGAGAAGAAUCCUCAAGACAAAAAAGACCCCACAAAAUUGAAGCAAAAAUUGGAGAAGAUUGAUGCAAAGAUACAAGCAAUGGUUGCUAAAAAGGAAGAAAUUCUCAAGCUGCUUAAUGAAGCUGAGAAGAGUCCAGCGAAUCCCAGUGGAGAAAAUACCAAAUAUUAGUAAAAACGUUACAAGUCUAAUAACCAAUCAUGUAUUAAGUUAAAUAGAGUAUAUCACUUAACUUUACCUUUUUCCAUGAUAUGUUUUAGUCACGAGUCAUUUGUUAAGAAAAUACAAACUGAGACACUAAAACGUUACUAAAAUACUUAAAUAAGACUUGCUAUAUUUAUUUUCCCUAGUAGGACCGUAUUUGUCUUUUUUUGAAAC
This is a messenger RNA of Cuscuta europaea, 774 nucleotides long. The record is from the annotation of a GenBank genome assembly. NCBI's taxonomy places the organism in Eukaryota, Viridiplantae, Streptophyta, Magnoliopsida, Solanales, Convolvulaceae.